UACAAUAAUAUUCGUGUAGUGUGUUUGUGUGUGACUUCUCUCUCGGUUGUGAUGCUGUAAUUCGUGCUAAUAUACGUUGACAUGGAAGUGGAGGUGUUGUUCCCGUACGAGCCCCAGCACGAGGACGAGCUGCGGCUGACGGUCGGGGACAGGAUCACGGGGGUGACGCCCCUGGAGAGCGGCUGGUACAAGGGCACGCUGAAGGAGGUCACGGGGGUGUUUCCGGAUAACUUCGUCAAGG
This is a messenger RNA of Penaeus monodon (black tiger shrimp), 241 nucleotides long. RefSeq names its product CD2-associated protein-like. NCBI's taxonomy places the organism in Eukaryota, Metazoa, Arthropoda, Malacostraca, Decapoda, Penaeidae. Gene Ontology annotation, molecular function: protein binding. The record is from RefSeq and is a predicted model, not a curated record.